Messenger RNA from Boleophthalmus pectinirostris (great blue-spotted mudskipper), 1834 nucleotides. RefSeq names its product solute carrier family 52, riboflavin transporter, member 3-B (gene slc52a3-2b). The record is from RefSeq and is a predicted model, not a curated record. Gene Ontology annotation, biological process: riboflavin transport. The transcript is spliced from 4 exons. Lineage: Eukaryota; Metazoa; Chordata; Actinopteri; Gobiiformes; Gobiidae. Gene Ontology annotation, cellular component: plasma membrane. Gene Ontology annotation, molecular function: riboflavin transmembrane transporter activity. Bases 212 to 1576 code for a protein of 454 amino acids.
UGGAACGAAAGUGCGUGGGUCACGUAAGAGUAUGUUGGACAGGAGAGUUUUUGAGAGCAUGGAUGAGUAAACACACACUUGUGCUUGUGGUUAUUCGGACACUUUCAUCUCUAUGGAGUGUGUAAUAUUAAGGCGAAAUCGCUGAGUCUGAUUUUGGACUGAUUAGACUCUUCUUGUCAGCGUUUUCUCCCCAACUUCAUUCCCUGCCACUAUGCAGCUGACUCAUGUGCUCGCCUGCCUCUUCGGGAUGGGCUCGUGGGUAGCCAUCAAUGGGAUGUGGGUGGAGCUUCCUCUAGUCGUCCCAGAGAUCCCAGAGGGCUGGUACCUGCCGUCCUACCUCACUGUUCUCAUCCAGAUGGCGAACAUUGGUCCUCUAUUCAUCACCCUCAUGCACCGUUUCCGCCCUGGGACCCUAGAUGAACGGCCCGUUGUCUACUCAAUUGUUGUGUUGGGUGUUAUUGCUACAUUCCUGCUUGCUUUCUUUUGGAAGCACACAGUGACAAUUGGUGGAUCCCAGCACAGUGUUCCUCUUCUGGUGUUGAGCUUUCUUCUCUCUGUAGUGGACUGCACCUCCUCUGUCACCUUUCUGCCCUUCAUGAUGCACCUGCACCCACAAUACCUCACUACAUACUUUGCAGGUGAAGGCCUCAGUGGUCUUGUCCCUGCUUUGGUGGCUCUGAUCCAAGGUGUUGGCGUGGUUCACUGUGAGAAUGUCACCCUCUCCGCUAACACAACAGCCAUUAAUUCAACUACAGCAGGGAGUGGAGAGCUGAGAGCCGUCUACAAACCAGCGAAAUUCUCUGCCCAAAUGUUCUUCAUUUUCCUCAGUGCUAUGAUGGUUGUGUGUCUUGUAGCUUUCAUACUGCUCAACUGUCACCCAGCUGUAUCUUCAGAAAGAAAAAAUAAUAUUUAUUAUGUUAGUGAUCUCGCUCAGGAAAAGAAGGAACAAGGGUUGUCACUGCACUCUCAAUCUCCAGAACAAAAACCAAUGAUUAGUCUCGAGGAGACAGCCAGGUGGGAACCCCGCAGCUCUUUUGGCAGGGGCACCUAUAAUAACUUUGAGGUGGUGUAUAUCUUUGUUGUACUUGCCUGGGUCAAUGCUUUGACCAAUGCAGUGCUGCCCUCAGUCCAGACCUACUCGUGUCUGCCUUAUGGGAACCAGGCAUACCAUCUGGCCACCACUAUGGCAGCUGUUGCUAAUCCUGUGGCCUGCUUCAUCGCCAUGUUUGUACCACAGAGGUCUCUCAUUUUGAUGGGUGUCUUGACUUUAUAUGGGACUGGAUUUGGUGCAUACAUCAUGGCAAUGGCAGCAUUGAGUCCGUGUCCAUUGCUGGUUCAUAGUACAACUGGCAUUGUAAUCAUAGUGUUCGCAUGGAUCCUGUUUGUCUUGACUUUAUCAUAUGUAAAAGUCAUUGUUGGAGUAAUCCUCAGAGAUGAAGGACAUAGUGCCCUCGUCUGGUGUGGAGCAGUAGUGCAACUGGGGUCAAUGGUCGGAGCUGUGUCCAUGUUUCCAUUGGUUAGUGUUUAUGGACUGUUUAAAUCAGGUGAUGUUUGUAACACAAAGUGCCCAAGAUAAAAUCAUUCACAUGUAAUUUUUUUUUUUUUUUGACAAUUGUUACCCCUUCUAUGGAGUUAGUCUGGCACUUAAGAUAGUUGUGGACAUUUUGUUUCUAAAAAUGUUUUGAUGUCAUGUGUUAGGUCAAAAGCAUACUUGAACAUUAGUAGAAAGUUACAUCAAUCAGCCUUAUUAGUCCUGUGUACUGUACACUGGCUUUUGAAUGUGAAUAAUAAUGUGAUUUACUGUAUGUGCUUUAUAAAUGUUAUCAGAACAUAA